Mytilus trossulus (common blue mussel) is the source of this 6805-nucleotide messenger RNA. RefSeq names its product centrosomal protein of 170 kDa protein B-like. Gene Ontology annotation, molecular function: protein binding. Lineage: Eukaryota; Metazoa; Mollusca; Bivalvia; Mytilida; Mytilidae. The record is from RefSeq and is a predicted model, not a curated record. The transcript is spliced from 17 exons. Bases 202 to 4911 code for a protein of 1569 amino acids.
UAUAUGGCAGUUUCUACCUGUCCGUUCAACGAUACAUCCCUCAAUGAAUUCUCAGGAUAAUAUCGAUAUAGAUCAUCUUGUCAACAAAUAUGUGGUCAGUUUGGAAAGAUACUGAAAAAGACUUUUAUUAUAUACUAAAUAUACCAUAAGUGACAUGAUUUAUAGGACAGUCAUUUUUGGAAAAAAUAAUGAUGAAAAACAAUGAAUUUUAAACAUACAAAUAGCCAUUCCAAUAUUUUUGCCAUACAUGGUCAUUUACAAUUCAAACUGUUGACCAGGAUUUAUUUUGGUGGAGAUUCCGAAUUUUCUUCAGAGGACCCAGAAACAAGUACAGAUGACUGGGGUCUGGUGGAUGAAUGUGGUCAGAGGUACCUCCUACCCAAGACCAUGCUGUUCAUGGGGAGGGAGGAGUGUGAUAUAGUUGUCCAGUCACAAUCCGUGGACAAACGACAUGCUGUGAUAACGUUCGACCAUUACCUGAACAGGUUUAAGAUUAAGGAUCUAAGUACAGUUAACGGGACCUAUGUGAAUAACAUAAGGAUUCAGGACCAAGAAUAUGUCACCUUAAAACAUAUGGACUCUGUCAGACUUGGAACUGAUUCUAUGGUUUACUACAUGGAACAGAUCGAAGAAAAAUCAGCGAUAAAUUUGGACGAUGACAUCAACAUUCCUCCCCCACCUACAAUGCCGGCCUGGGCAACAAGAGAAUUAGCAUCCUUAGCCGAAUGUGAGGGCUGCAUAGCAGAACAGAAAUUAUGUCACACUUGUGGAGGAGAAAGAAAAGACGUUUAUCUAGAAGAGGAAGAGGCUGAGGAUGAGGUCCACAUUCACACAAGUCAUCACAGAGACAAGACAAAAGAUUCCAAUACAUGGCCUCGAAAGAGGGUCAGAAAUACUCAAAACAUUGCCACAUUCUUCCCUGAUAAUAGUAGUUUUGAUGAUUCUGAAACUGGUCACAGAAUAUUACGAGGUGAAGGCAGCAUACCAGAAAAUCUUCCUCCAGAAUUAGAGACUGUUAAGAAGUGUACUCCUCUGUAUGGGCAGCCAGACUGGUGGGGAGAGGAGGAGGCUUAUGAAAAGAAUUCCAAUUCAGAAAAACCAUCCAAUUUAAGUCUUCAGAACAAUGUAGGAAUAGGUGAAAGUAGUCCUCCUAGUGAAAUUGACAAUAGCAAAGCAUCAAUUUUGUCAAAAGACAGUUUAAUAUCUCAUAAAACCGGUGAAAUGGACACGCCCGAGUCUCCUGAAAAUAAUUCUGUCUCAACUUGUGCACCAAAACCUGCAGAUGGCAGCAUUAGUAUGGCCUUUACUGUUGAAUUUGACGAAGAAUCACCUAAAAUGAAUAUCAGUGGGAAACUAGAAGAUUUCAUGCCAUCCAAAGUACGAAGAAGUUUCAGAGGUCGUACUGAUAAGAGAGCUUCUAAAUCAUCAGAGGACUCUUUUAAAGAAGAAAAAAGUUCAUCCAGAGGAUCUUCACCAACAAGGAAAAGCUCGUCAAGAGGAUCAUCGCCUGCUCGACAGAAAAAGAUAGAUGAUUUGUGGGAGUCAUCGGACAAGUCCCGAAAACCUAUGCGACGAAAUUCCAGUGGUGCUAGUGAUUAUAGGGAGGAAUCUAAAACUAGUCAUACAAUAAAAGAGCUGAAUAAUCAGAAAAGAAAGCUUUCGUCGGGAGGAUUAACAAGAGGAAAAUCAUUAAAAACCAAAGAAAGUGAAAUUAAACUUGAACCUGAGGUGAACGAAAGUGCUUCAUAUUUGAUAGAUAAAAUGUUUUCUUCUGGUACAACUAAAUCGCCAUUGAAAUCACCUAAAAGUGAUAGAUUCACUGAACAUGCUCUGUAUAGAGAAGCUAAACUGUAUGAAUUUGGUAAAGACAAUGCCAAGGAUACCAGUGCACCAAAAAAAAUCACACGUCAGCCUCUUCUUAAAAAAAUACCAACAGAAAAGGAGGAGCCUGUUCCUGCUAAAAUUAUCCCUGUUGAGGCCCCUAAAAAACAAGAAGAAGAGAAUGUUAGUGAAUCAGGGACCUAUACUAUUGAGGCUGACAGUAAACCAAAGGAAGAGGAGGAAAAAGCUCGUGAGGAUAUUGACAAAGCAUUCGGUAUAUCGGAUAAUUAUCUGUCUCAGACCAGUAAUGAAUCUGGUAUAAAAAAUCAGGAUACUGUAGAAAAUGGUGAUGUAAAAUUAGAAGAUAUUGAAGACCAGAUUGAUGAGUUAGAGAAGGUUAGGACACGAGGACCAGUGGCUGAAAGCCUUGAUGUUGAAGUUGGCAGUGAUAUUUUGACAGAGCUCAAAAUUGUUGAGGAUGGGGAUGACAUGAAAUCACGGGAGCAUUCAAAGUGGAUGUCUCAGUUGGAAGCAUUGACCAGUAAAUCGAAGUCACCAUCAAAUGAUUUGGCUAGUCCACGAUCUAAUCCUGAUGAAAUGCAAGGCACUAGAAAACCAUCAUCUGGAUCUAAAAAGAGGCCAGGUACUGGCAGAAAAUUACCCCGACUUCCAAAUGAUAAAGGAAGUCCAUCAGGAAGUGAAACUAGUUCCAGGAUGAGUGAACGUAGCUCAAAAUUAAGUGAAUGUACAAAUAGUCCACGAUGUCCAUCAACUCCUAAUGAGUCGAAAAUGAAAGUGACGAUUUCUGACAAAGUUAUAAAUAGAUAUGAUGACACUGAUACAGAAACGGUAUCAAAAACUAAAUUUGAGACAGAUUCAGAAAGUAACUUUACAAGGAUUGAAUCUGAUACUGAUAAAACUCCACAAAGUUCAAGGUCAUCAGGGGCUAGUAUUGAUACAGAUAUUUUAUUGCAGGACACGGCAGAUGUCGUAGCUGCUGUUGGAAAUAAGAAAUCCAUGAAACCUUCUUCUAAAUCCUUACAAAAUGGACAUGAUUUUUCUUAUAUGAAUGGCAAAAGUCUUACAAAUGGCAAAAGUCACAUGUAUGGAGAUUAUCAUGAUUCUGAAAGUAUGGUAGCUUAUAUAAAUGGUGACGAAGAAUUUGAUAAGCCGUCUGAUUAUGGAAGUCCAAGGGAAAACUUGGCAAAAAGUACAAAAACCAAAACUACCCCUAAUAAGAAACCUCUAACUAGAGUUUACUCAACUAGUUCUGCCCAAAGACUUCAAAAGUUCAAGGAGACUAAUUUAAAAAGGACUGUGAGCACUGGUGAUCAAUCUGCUGUUUCGGAUGUUUUAAGUGAAAGUGACACUUCUACUGCUGAUUUAUCAUUGGAUCUUUCUACCUUUGAGGAAAACAAUCCAGAGAUAAAUAGGAAAGGUUCCAAAGGUAAAGGGACUAUUUCUUUGACAAGGCCAAAUCGCGCAUUCCAACUACGCCGUCAGAGAGCAGACGGCGAUGUGCCAACUACUCCAGGUUCUGAUAUUUCUGAUAGCUCAUUCACAAGUGUAUCAAAACCACCAUCUAGAAAUGCCAGAACCCCUACAACAACUUCUUCCAGGACUUCUAAAACCCCUACUAGUAUGAGGGGCUUAGGCUCAAGGACUCCUACAGGUGUAUCAAGUAACUCUUCACUUAGCUUUUCUAAAUCUGUGGGAUCUCGACAAAGCUGGCAUGGAUCAUCGUCAAGGACAGAUUUGACUGUAACUGGUGUUUCAAAGGGACGUUCUGGGAAAGUAUCUGAUCGUAGUGAUGCUAGUUUAGGUGCUCAAAUUCAGCGUAAGGGUGAAGACAAUGCUCGUACUUCAAAUUUAGCACGGACAGAAACUGGUAGACAUAGUUUAAAACUUAAUAAAUCCUUAAGUACUUUAGACAAUUCUUCUUCAGAUGUUAGGAAAUCAGAUUUAAAAUCAUUCAAAAAUAGAUUAAAAACAACUCAGUCAUAUGGAUUAAGUGUUUCUGGAGUAGGAAAUAAAAGUCAAUCUCAAACACAAAGUGCGAGUGCAACAAGGUUAGCUGAAGAGGCAGCAUGGAAACGUAGAAAGGAAUAUGAUCCUCGAAGAGCAGUUGCCGAAGCUAAAACUAAAUCUAAGGAAAAAACUAGUACUAAUAUUUCAUCUUCAUUAACUUCAAUGAAAAAGAUGACUCGGUCAUCAUCUUUCACAAACUCUUCUGAACUAGGACGUAAUCGUAAAGACAAAAAUGACUCUCUUUCUAGUGCAGAAGGAACUGACACCUUUGAUGACAGUAGUAUAGCCUCCUCUCACAGAGGAUUUAUUCCUUAUUCAGGAAGAUCUCAGUCUAGUCACCUCUAUAAAACCUCGUCAGAAGAUGACGAGUUAAGUCUCGUAGCAAAAUCGGGUCAGUCCCAGGAUGCAUCAUGUUCUGAGGAUUUAAGUCGGUGUUUACUUGGUAGUAAACCACAUUUGUCAGCAUUCACUCCGCCACCUCCUAAACUUGCUUCUCCUUUACCACGACCUCGCUCUCUUUACAACAAACGCCAUUCUGUCACGGGAGACACGACAGAGUUUUCCGAUAUCAUCAGACAAUAUCAUAAUAACGUGUUAUCACAGUCAUAUGACAACAUUUUAGUAUCCUCUAUAUACCAGCUGUCACAAAAACUCAAGUCAAAGACCAAUCAUGUAGUCCAUAGAUUAAGAGAUGAAGAUAGAUUAUUGGUAAAUUCUCCUUCACCGAUAGAUGACAUCAUAGAUCAAUCCAUGAACAGUGAAAUGCCAGCUUGGAAAUCAGCAAAUCAAGAACUGGCAGGAAUUCUUAGUAAUUUACAGAAAAUUGAACACCAUUUACGAUGUUUAAAUAGAGUUUUAUUCCCGGGAGAAGUGAGUCCAUCCGAUUCUGCAAUGUCAGGGAGAGAAAAACAAGAAUAUUUACAAGAAAUAGAAAGAAUAAGAAGUGAACUAGCAGGAUUCCAACCUAUUGCAAACAAAGAAGACACUUGGAAAUUAAGACAUGAUGAUGAAUCUGUUGAAUCUGAUUGUGAAGAACUUGGUGGUGCAGAAGAAUUCUUCUGAUUUUUUGUUAAUUAUAUUUACAAGCGCUUUGUGAUAUUAGAAAUUGUUGUAGAAUUCCAACAGUGCUUUUAAUGCUGCCAAAUAUAUCUGCUGAAGUCCCAGAAUUAUUAAAAGUGUUGUCUAAUGCUCUGUGUUGUCAGAGGUAACAUUUCAAGGUCAUAGGUUAUCAAUGGAUUCCUUUUAAAGGUCACAAGCAGUCAAUCUAAAUGGAAACUACUGACCAUGUUUUAAUGGUUUGAAGUUUUAUUCCACAAUGUUUUUAUAUAAGAUUGGAAAAAAAGUCGAAUUGUUUGGUACAUAUUUCUUAAGACGCAUAGGAAAUUGAUUUAUUUUCAAAAUUACAGCUGUAGAAAAAUUAUUUAAUUACCAGAGGUAUUCUGUUUAUUUCAUAUUGAUGGAAAAUAUUUUUUUGAUUUCUAAAUUCAUCUUUGAAGAAUAAGAUGUUGUCUUUUUUUUUAAGGAUUGAAAAAUGCAAAUAGUGCUAUAUGUCCACAAAAAUUAUCAGGAAUCUGGAAAAAAUUAUGUUGAAAGAUAACAUAAUUAUUUGUCCAUUCUAAAGAACUCUAAUGCAUUAAAACAAAUACUUUAAAACCAUUUUAUUUUUAAGAAAACCUUUUAUCUGUUGUUAAGAGUGUUCAAAAGAUUGUUUGUGAUAAAUAAUGAAUGAUAUUAUUUUUAUGAGGGUCAUCCAUUGAAGCAAGGUUUUCCUUUUUCAUAAAGUCUUGCAAUACAAUUUGCCAUUUCAGAUUCUGAAGCAUUAUGGGUAAUUUCACUGUUCUAACUUGAAAUGAAAAAUAAUGUAACAUUAUUAAUUCAAUUUCCAAUGUUUAGAAUUUUAGUAGCCAAUCACAACUUUGGUUUUUGCUGGAGUAUAUAUUACCCAAAAGGCAUCAGAUUCUGAAACUGAAUUGAUGAUGUAGAGACUGAGACAAAAGUUUUUUUUUCGCAAUUCCUCUUUUUCAGCGGUAGAGAUAAAAUUUUACUGAAAAGGUUACAGAAAAACACAUCAUAGCAAAAUUUGUUUAAAAAUUUUGAAAUUGAUUUUCUUAUUCAAGAACAUUUAGAUGUGAUCGCAGAAAUGGUGUGUUGUAAUCUUUUUUUUUAGAAUAAGAGGAAUCCAAUUAAAGGGAAGUAACUUAUAUUUGAUGGAUGAUCCAGAACUUCUGUGAUAUAAUUUCUCUAUUGUAUGUUGUAUUUUUUUUUACUAUUAAAUGGUUAAGGCAGUGCCAACAUGAAUUUUAAUUCAUUACAUAUUUAAAUUUUUAUUUCUUAUACAAAUUAAUCUUUAUAAACUUUGAAGAGUAACUUUAAGAAAAAGUUUUAUAAAGAGAAAAGUGAGUAAUGUUUGAAAGUCUGAUGUGAUUUUUUUAAUCUGUUUCCAUAGACAACUUUAACAAAUACUACAGAACUUUGUUCAUACAAGCUUACUUUAAAGAGAAAUGAUUUAAAAUAAAUGAACUUACUAAGCAAAUAUCUGUAAAGCUAAGCUUAAGAUUAUAUAUUCAGUUGGCUAUUGUGAAAUCCAAGAUACUGAUGUUGUAGUUAAGUCUCAUACCAUACUUUCAAAAUCUCAAUGUACUAAGGCUUGUUUGUGAAUUGUAAGAAUGACAGAUAAAAACACAAUAUCUGAAUGUUAACAAUAUACCUUUAAUAUACCUUCCUAAUCAUGUAUUGUAACUUAUACAAACUUACAAAAUUUAAUUAAUUCAAACCUUGUUAAGAAUGUUGAUUAUGGUUGUUAUUUUGUUGUUUGUACUUCAAUAUAAAUGCAGAAAUUAAUAUGGUGCCAUUAACCAACCAAUACACAACACCUAGCAAAUGAACAAAUUUUAUGUCUUUGAUACAAAUUAUUUAUGAAGAUGAUGAUGAUGAUGAUAAAAAGUAGAAUAUCUUA